Molecule: messenger RNA, 2205 nt
Organism: Lachancea nothofagi CBS 11611
Lineage: Eukaryota; Fungi; Ascomycota; Saccharomycetes; Saccharomycetales; Saccharomycetaceae
Source: the annotation of a GenBank genome assembly
AUGUUUUUAGCUCGGUCACUUCGGGUUCUGCGACCCAAUAUCUUAGCUGGAGGCUUAAAGAGCCCAAUUUUGGCUAGGUUCGUGCAUUUGCGACCUAAUACCGCCGUCAGCAUAUCCUGUCAUCAGUCGUCUAAAUAUGGUUUUUUUGGCCCCCAUUACGGCGUCGUGUUCUCUAGCACAACAUCCAGGAGCUUUUCGGUGCUAUCAAACUGUCAAAACGCUCAGAAACCGGCCAAGAACAAGUCAAAAACGUUAGAAAGUGGUGUUGAUGACGAUGGGGCUGCAAUGGGCUUCAAAGAAGUCUUGAGGCUGUUUGGGCUCGCACGCCAUGACUGGAAGCUUUUGUGCGUAGCGGUAGGGCUCUUGACAAUUAGCUCAUCGGUUGGCAUGGCUAUUCCCAAGGUAAUUGGUUUAGUGCUUGAUUCAAUCAAGAACGCGUAUGGAGCAGCAACUGCUCCUUUAGAAUUAAAGGAUCUGCCCCCUAUUGUCUAUGAUUUGGGAAUGUAUGACUUUCUCGGAAUUUUUGCGGGGGCCUUGGUUCUUGGAACAGUUGCAAAUUUUGGUCGAAUUGUACUGCUACGGGUCCUCGGUGAAAAGCUCGUUGCCAGAUUACGUUCCAACGUUAUCAAAAAAAUUAUACAUCAAGAUGCGGAGUUCUUUGAUCGAAACAAAGUGGGUGACUUAAUCUCCAGAUUGAGUUCUGACGCUUACGUCGUUUCUCGUUCUAUGACCCAAAAUGUGUCUGACGGCUUCAAGGCCAUCAUUUGUGGUGGUGUCGGUAUCGGUAUGAUGGUAAGUAUCUCCACCUCCCUCACUUCAGCGCUUUUGUUAUUCGCGCCUCCCUUACUGGUCGGGGCUACAAUUUAUGGUAAGAAAAUCAGAGCCAUAUCUAGAGAUUUGCAGGAAUCAACUGGUAAUUUGACGAGGGUGUCGGAGGAGCAGCUGAACGGCGUAAAAACUAUUCAGUCUUUUGUCGCGGAAGGAAAAGAAUUGAAACGCUAUAACAAUGCUAUCCGUAAGGUUUUCGCUUUCGGGAAAAAGGAGGCACUGACUAACGCCACGUUUUUCAGUUCUACAGGUAUUUUGGGAGAUUUGAGCUUCCUCAUUGUGUUAGGCUAUGGGUCACACCUUGUGCUUCAGGGAGGCCUGACUGUCGGUGACCUCACGGCCUUCAUGCUUUACACAGAAUAUACAGGUUCCGCUGUCUUUGGUCUUUCCAACUUCUACUCAGAGCUCAUGAAAGGAGCUGGUGCCGCAUCCAGAUUGUUUGAGAUGACCGACCACGCUUCCUCCAUCAGACCAACUUCGGGGAAUGCGUUUGUUCCAGUAUCAGGUAAAAUCAAAUUCGACAACGUAUCGUUUGCUUACCCAACGAGGCCCACUAACCAAAUUUUCAAGAACCUGAAUUUCACAAUAGAGUCCGGAUCGAAUGUUUGUAUUGUUGGCCCCUCCGGAAGAGGCAAGUCGACAAUUGCAUCUUUAUUGCUGAGAUAUUACGACUCGACCAGCGGUCACAUAACCAUUGAUGACCAAGAUAUCACGAAGGUCAAUUGUAAGUCGCUGAGGCGUCAUUUGGGUGUGGUACAGCAAGAGCCUAUGCUUAUGUCAGGAAGCAUCAAAUAUAAUCUGACGUAUGGCCUGAAUCACGAUGUCUCAAUGGAUGAAAUUCGCUCAGCAGCUAAGAAGUGUUUCUGUCAUGGAUUCAUUACGAAGUUUCCUGACGGGUACGAUACUGUCAUUGGUCCAAGGGGAGCCUCGUUGAGUGGUGGUCAGAAGCAGCGUAUAUCUAUCGCUCGUGCUUUGAUCAAAAAACCCAAAAUUUUGAUCCUGGACGAAGCGACGUCCGCGCUAGAUGUUGAAAGUGAAGGUGCCAUCAAUUAUACUUUGGGGAGACUAAUGAAGAGUCGCGAAUUAACCAUCAUUAGUAUAGCACACCGGUUGAGUACAAUCAGAAGAUCCGAGAACGUUAUUGUUCUUGGUCACGAUGGUUCUGUUGUGGAAACAGGCAAAUUCAAGGAACUUUACGCUAACGAAAACAGCGAGCUCUUUAAACUGCUCAGCGACAAGAAAAACAACAACCCAAAUCCCAAAAUUCAGAAUGAAGCAAAUGAGAACAGAGCUGAAAGAAAAAUAGAUGAUAAAGUGCUGGAACAUGUUGCCAACGAUAUUAGCCUUGAUCAGAAAUCGUCAAAACUAACUCCAUGA